GAACAUGACGGCGCCCUGGGCGGCCCUCGCCCUCCUCUGGGGAUCGCUGUGCGCCGGUUCCGGGCGCGGGGAGGCUGAGACCCGGGAGUGCAUCUACUACAAUGCCAACUGGGAGCUGGAGCGUACCAACCAGAGCGGCCUGGAGCGCUGUGAGGGUGAGCAGGACAAGCGACUACACUGCUACGCCUCCUGGCGCAACAGCUCUGGCACCAUCGAGCUCGUCAAGAAGGGCUGCUGGCUGGACGACUUCAACUGCUACGACAGGCAAGAGUGUGUGGCCACCGAGGAGAACCCCCAGGUGUACUUCUGCUGCUGUGAAGGCAACUUCUGCAACGAGCGCUUCACCCACUUGCCGGAGGCUGGGAGCCCAGAAGUCACGUACGAGCCACCCCCGACAGCCCCCACCCUGCUCACGGUGCUGGCCUACUCGCUGCUGCCCAUUGGGGGCCUCUCUCUCAUCGUCCUGCUGGCCUUCUGGAUGUACCGGCAUCGCAAACCCCCAUAUGGCCAUGUGGACAUCCAUGAGGACCCCGGGCCUCCACCCCCCUCCCCUCCGGUGGGCCUGAAGCCACUGCAGCUGCUGGAGAUCAAGGCUCGGGGCCGCUUUGGCUGUGUCUGGAAAGCCCAGCUCAUGAACGACUUUGUGGCUGUCAAGAUCUUCCCACUCCAGGACAAGCAGUCAUGGCAGAGUGAACGGGAGAUCUUCAGCACACCUGGCAUGAAGCAUGAGAACCUGCUACAGUUCAUCGCUGCUGAGAAGCGAGGCUCCAACCUUGAAGUGGAGCUAUGGCUUAUCACAGCCUUCCAUGACAAGGGCUCCCUCACAGAUUACCUCAAGGGGAACAUCAUCACGUGGAACGAACUGUGUCAUGUGGCAGAGACGAUGUCACGAGGCCUCUCAUACCUGCAUGAGGAUGUGCCCUGGUGCCGUGGCGAGGGCCACAAGCCGUCUAUUGCCCACAGGGACUUCAAAAGCAAGAAUGUAUUGCUGAAGAGCGACCUCACGGCUGUGCUGGCUGACUUUGGCCUGGCCGUUCGGUUUGAGCCAGGGAAACCUCCAGGGGACACCCAUGGGCAGGUGGGCACGAGACGGUACAUGGCCCCUGAGGUGCUCGAGGGAGCCAUCAACUUCCAGAGAGAUGCCUUCCUGCGCAUUGAUAUGUAUGCCAUGGGGCUGGUGCUUUGGGAGCUCGUGUCUCGCUGCAAGGCUGCAGAUGGACCUGUGGAUGAGUACAUGCUGCCUUUUGAGGAAGAGAUUGGUCAGCACCCUUCUCUGGAGGAGCUGCAAGAGGUGGUUGUGCACAAGAAGAUGAGGCCCACCAUUAAGGAUCACUGGCUGAAGCACCCGGGCCUGGCCCAGCUCUGUGUGACCAUCGAGGAGUGCUGGGACCAUGAUGCUGAGGCUCGCCUGUCGGCGGGCUGUGUGGAGGAGCGGGUGUCCCUGAUCCGGAGGUCGGUCAACGGCACUACCUCGGACUGUCUUGUCUCCCUGGUGACCUCUGUCACCAAUGUGGACCUGCCCCCUAAAGAGUCAAGCAUCUAAGCCCAGGACAUGAGUGUCUCUCCAGACUCAGUGGAUCUGAAGAA
Molecule: messenger RNA, 1587 nt
Organism: Propithecus coquereli (Coquerel's sifaka)
Lineage: Eukaryota; Metazoa; Chordata; Mammalia; Primates; Indriidae
Gene: ACVR2B
Product: activin A receptor, type IIB
Exons: 11
Coding region: 5-1543 (512 amino acids)
Biological process (GO): activin receptor signaling pathway; cellular response to growth factor stimulus; protein phosphorylation
Cellular component (GO): plasma membrane; activin receptor complex
Molecular function (GO): activin receptor activity; activin binding; ATP binding
Source: RefSeq, a predicted model, not a curated record